Carya illinoinensis is the source of this 2902-nucleotide messenger RNA. RefSeq lists its product as uncharacterized. The transcript is spliced from 8 exons. Gene Ontology annotation, molecular function: protein binding. Bases 162 to 2570 code for a protein of 802 amino acids. The record is from RefSeq and is a predicted model, not a curated record. NCBI's taxonomy places the organism in Eukaryota, Viridiplantae, Streptophyta, Magnoliopsida, Fagales, Juglandaceae.
UGGAACAUUCUUCGCUUGAGGCCCAAGUGAUCUUUUGAUGCCUAUCCCAGAUGAUCAUCAGGAUGUAUGUAUGUAUAUAUUGAUACAUAUCAUUAUAUAUAGAUUAUAAGCGUUAAUUGCACGUACGUAGUAGGAGGAGCUGAUCAUUAUCUUGAAAAUUGAUGGAUUCCAAAAUAGUUGAUCAGCAUGAAACGAGUGACCAAGACAGUAGUAGUAGUACUACUACUAUUACUCCUACUCCGGACGAAUCAAAUAAAUCUAGGCAUGAUUUGGAGCAGAUCAAGAGCGAGUUGUUCAGAAUGGCGAUGAAGGCCGAAUGGAAAAAAGUUGUGGAGAAGUAUAGGAACGAAUUAGAGUCUGCUCACAAUCUCAAGAUCACGAGGUCAGGGGACACAGCAUUACACAUAGCUGUCUCCGAUGGCCAAGAAGAAAUAGUCGAAGAUCUUAUGUAUGUACUGCAGUCUCCUGGUAAAAAUCAUGCCCAGGAGGCUGUUAAAACUAAAAACGAGCGAGAUAAUACCCCUCUCCAUACUGCUGCAGCAAUGGGGAGCCUGCCUAUGUGUAAGCGCAUAGCACAAGUUGAUCCAUCAUUGGUGGGUGAACGUAAUUGUGAAGGAGAGACUCCCUUUUUCUUGGCUGCCCUCCACGGUAAAAAGGAAGCCUUCCUUUAUCUCCACAAAAUGAUCUGCGAUGAUCAGGAUAGCAAGCAGGCCAAGAGGGAGGAUGUUGACACCAGUCAUCAGGAUAGCAAGCAGGAAGCCAAAAUUGGCUACAAAUAUGCCAAGAGGGAGGAUGGUGACACCAUUCUUCACUGUGCCAUUAAUGGCGAGUAUUUUGAUUUGGCAUUUCAAAUAGUUCACUUGUAUCCGGAGCUGGUUGACAGUGUGAACGAGCAAGGAUUCUUCCCUCUCCAUCUGCUAGCCACCAAGCCUUCUGCUUUCAGAAGCGGUAGCCACUUUGGACGAUGCGACAAACUCAUCUAUCACAGCAUAUUUGUUGAUGAGCUGACGCAUGAACAUGAAUACGAUGAUGAUCAGACGCCACCGGCAAUCAUAAAGAGUCGUAAAGAGGAAAAGAAUCCGAAUUAUCCAGAGAACUACAGGACAUGCAUCAACUUCUUUCGAUUGUUCUGGAAAAUGGCUCAUGUUGUUGUUCCCAGAACAAAGGAUGGAUCAAAGCCAUCAGAUGCAGAGAACGGAACAAAUUAUCAGUCAACUAUAGCCCAUGGUAGUAAUAAUGCAGAUCAUCGUGGAACUCGGGAAGGACAUCGGUUAUUUCCAGCUAAUUAUGACACCUGCUUUGAAUUUGUCAAGUUUGCAUCCAAGGCAAUGAUGGUCAUCCUUGGACUAGGAUCUAACAUGAUAAGAAAGAUACGUGAUAAGAAAGAAAAGCACACAUGGGCCGUUCAAGUCAUGAACGAACUUCUAAAACAUACCAAAACAUACGAGGAUUGUUACACAGCCGGCGGGGCGGACCCGAAUGUAUUUGCUGCAGCAAAGCCAACGACAUCGACAUCGACCAAACAUGAAGAUGAUGAUCAACAGGAUACAAAGCCUUACAAUGUUGAUCAAGAAGCUGGCGGCCAAGUCGGCUUUGACAAUAUGGGUGGAGAAAUGAAGGACAAAAAAAUUCAUGAGCCGCCGAAGAUGGAGUCUCCCAUAUUAAUUGCAGCUAAAAAUGGUGUCACUGAAAUCGUGGAUAAAAUCCUAGAACUCUUUCCUGUUGCCAUACACGACAUGAAUGUGGACAAGAAGAAUAUAGUGCUGUUGGCAGUGGAGAACAGGCAACCACAUGUGUAUAGAUACUUGCAUAAAAGAAAUAUCCUGGUUGAUAGCGUGUUCCGGAAAGUGGAUAAAGACGGGAACAGUGCCUUGCAUCUUGCGGCAAAGCUUGGAGACUAUAAGCCUUGGCUCAUUCCCGGGGCUGCCUUACAAAUGCAAUGGGAAAUCAAGUGGUAUGAGUUUGUCAAGGAAUCCAUGCCAACCCAUUUCUUCCCCCGUUGCAACAAGGCGGGCAAGACAGCAAAGGACAUGUUCACCGAAACCCAUCAGGAACUAGUAAAAAACGGUGGUGAGUGGCUAACCAACACGUCUGAAUCCUGCUCUGUCGUUGCUGCACUCAUUGCCACUGUUGCCUUUGCCACUGCUUCCACAGUCCCCGGAGGCGUCAAGCAGGAUACUGGCACCCCGACGCUCGAAAACCAACCUGCAUUUGACGUAUUCGCUAUCUCAUCACUCGUUGCGCUUUGCUUCUCAGUCACUUCCGUGAUAAUGUUCCUUUCCAUUUUAACAUCAAGGUACCAAGAGAUAGAUUUUGGGAGUGACUUGCCGAGGAAGCUCUUGGUGGGUUUGACAUCGCUGUUCGUCUCCAUAGCUUCAAUGUUGGCUUCAUUCUGUGCUGGACAUUUCUUUGUGCUAAAGGAUAAUUUAAAAUAUGCGGCAUUUCCAGUGUAUGCAGUGACGUGCCUGCCUGUAACGUUUUUUGCCGUAGCACAGUUUCCACUCUAUUUUGAUCUUUUAUGGGCCACCUUUAAGAAAGUUCCGCAACGUAGCUACAAGGUGGUUCUCUAAAUAAUUAUAUCGACUUGAUCUUCCUUUUUCUUUUUCUUUUGUAUCUAAUUUAGUUAUCCUCUUGUUGUGUACGUGUUUGACAACUAAAUAAUUUGUUUGCCAUGCAUAUUAUCCGUAUGAAGGAAUGAUUAAAUAUUUAUGUUGUAUUUUAAUUCUGUGUCUGUUCCUGUUUCAUGCAAUGUAUCCGGCCUAGACGGUUUUUACCAUUCAUGAAAUUAAGAUGGUGAUCUAGCCAGUUCUCAUCAUCAUCAAGUUCCUAUAUAUUCUUCUUGUAUUUUAUUUUUUCUUCUUUAAGUAAUUAAUUUCAUAUCUUUGAUGAUCAGUUUUGGGAA